UCAAUGUAGCUACAGUUCAAUGCGAAGGAUAGCCCUGACUAGGCAUAAGGUAGUCCACACAGGAGAGAAACCUUUCCACUGUCUGCAGUGUAAUUUCAAAGCUGCUUUCAAGUCUAACCUCCUCAAGCACAUCAGAGUCUCUCACGGUUCUGAAGAUGUUAGCCCUAAAAGUAAAAUUGGAAGUGACGAACAAGAAAGACCUGCCAGUGAUGAAUCUCAAAAUGAAGACAACAUCUCUUGUGGUAUCAAGGACGAUGGUGAUGGUACCACAGCAAUCACUGACACCGCCAGUUGCGAUUUGUCAGAGACAGAAGACGACAAUUCGCAAGGACUGACAGCAAUGGAAUCUGCAGAAGACGGUGGGCCCAAGAAUAAAGACUCGACGUCCAGCACGGCACAAGAAGCUGCAAAGCCCAGAAGGAAGCCCGGCAGAAGUUGGCAUCUUUUCCUCUGCGAAAAUUGUGAUUAUUCCACACAUCGUAAGGACAGCCUGGUACGACACAUGAUCACCCAUUCUGGAAUGAAACCCUUCAAAUGCAAGCAGUGUAAGUACAAGGCUGCCGACAAGUCCAACCUCAUCAAACACCUCCGGAAACACUUGAAGAACGUCAAGAUGAAGUACAGGUGUAAGGACUGCGACUAUGAAACGACUGUGAGGUCUGAGUUCGUUGUCCACAAGAUGAGCCACGUUAAGACAUUCUCCUGCGACGAGUGUAGCUACACUUCUCACCGACAAUUUGACAUCGUCAGACACAAGAUCAGUCAUUCGGGCGAGAAGCCCUAUCUGUGCGACGAGUGUGGGUUCCGAAGUGGGGACAAGUCCAACCUCCAGGGGCACAAAAAGACGCAGCACCAAUUCUGCAUGUGCGAAGUCUGCGGCUUCACUACCACCAAGACUGCUGAGAUGAGUCGACACAAGAAGAUCCACACGAGUCUCGAAAAGGAACCAGAAGACAGCUCUGCCCAACGUAACGACGAGACAAAUCAUUUUCAGUACAAGUGCGGGGAAUGCAAGUACAGGACAAGUUUCAUUGGGCACAUGAAGAAUCAUAUAAAGUCGCACAAGGUGAACUGUCCGUUUGUGUGCCAAGAAUGUGGCUACCGGACGCCGCUCAAAUAUAACCUACAAAAGCACAUGAUCGGACACACCGCGGUCAAACCCUUCCGCUGUCACAUCUGUGGAUACCAGACGGCUCGCUCGAGUGACUUCAGGAGACAUGAGAGAACGCACACGGGCGAGAAACCCUACAUGUGCAUGGACUGUGAUUUCAGGACUGGGGAUAACUCUUGCUUAACAAAACACAUGGCAACUAUUCAUAAGAAAGGGAGUGGGGUAUCAUAACUGUGGAAUGGACACAUUGUUUGAAAUCUGUGUCAUACUUGAGACUUUUGUACACAAUAUAGAGAUUCUUUUCAUGCAGACUUGAUAUUUGAUCCCUGAUAUUUGAGACAGAGGUCGCUCUUAAUAUUUUUGUUCUUAUUCCACCAGGAUAGGAGUGAAGUAAUGUUUUUGGCCUGUCUGUGUGUUGUUUCUGUGUGAUCUGCUAGAGGGAGCAACUUGUAGUAUGUUUCUGUGUAUGUUAUGGGUUCUUUGUCUAUGGUUUUCUUGUGUAAAAACUG
Molecule: messenger RNA, 1620 nt
Organism: Branchiostoma belcheri (Belcher's lancelet)
Lineage: Eukaryota; Metazoa; Chordata; Leptocardii; Amphioxiformes; Branchiostomatidae
Product: zinc finger protein 429-like
Exons: 1
Coding region: 20-1342 (440 amino acids)
Biological process (GO): regulation of transcription by RNA polymerase II
Cellular component (GO): nucleus
Molecular function (GO): RNA polymerase II transcription regulatory region sequence-specific DNA binding; DNA-binding transcription factor activity, RNA polymerase II-specific
Source: RefSeq, a predicted model, not a curated record